CCGAAGCCCACCUACCCUGGAUGCCUCCAGACGGAGCCUGGGAGUGUCAAGCUUGUCCAGGAAAGCUUCCUCAGGGAAACAGGGCUCCGUGGAGGUGAGGCCAUGGACCCCGGGACCCCAGGUCUGACCUGCCAGCACGUGUCUGACAUGCCUGGGGCUCCCAUCCUGCCCGAAGGCCCCAGAGAGGCCACACACCAGCAUUCGGGGCCAGAACCUGAGGAUGCAGACGGCAGCCGCUGCGGCUCUGAGCUGCUGGAGCGCCAGCUUCUGGGAGAACUGACCCAGGAGGGGCCGCCUCUGAAGAGGGAGCAGGGCAAAGAGAGGCUGGGGGGCGAGGAGGUGGAUGAAGACCGCGACACUGAUGAGUCCUCUCCCCAGGACCCCUUUCCCUCCCAGGUCUCCCCACGUCUGCAGAGCCCCACCACCCGAGGCGGGCCAACCCCCGAGGCGGUUUCCGGAGAAGCCCCUGGGAUCCCUGGUUUCCCAGCCAAGGGUGCCAUCCCCCUCCCUGUCGAUUUCCUCUCUAAAGCUUCUGCAGAGACCCGGGUCUCAGAGCCCGAUGGGCCCGGGGAGGGACCCCCAGCGGAAGGGCACGACGGGCCCCCCGAGUUCAUGUUCCACGUGGAAAUCAAAGCCAAUGUGCAGAAGGAACAGGGACCUUCGGAGGUGGAUUUGGAAGGGGCUGCACUUCCUGGGGCCUCUGGAGCAGAGCAAGAGCCCUGGGGCCCCUCUGAGGGCAAGGACACAAAAAAGACUGACCUUCCAGAACCAUCUGAAAAGCAGCCUGCAGCUGGUCUGCCGGGGAAGCCCGUCAGCCGGGUUCCUCAACUCAAAGCUCGCACGGGCAGUAAAGGCAAAGAUGGGGCUGGACCCGAUGACAAAAAAUCCAAGACAUCCACACCUUCCUCUGCUAAAACCCUGAGCAGUAGGCCUUGCCUUAGCUCCAAACGCCCCACUCCUGGUAGCUCAGACCCUUUGAUCAAACCCUCCAGCCCCGCCGUGUGCCCAGAGCCAUCUUCCUCUCCUAAACACGUCUCUUCUGUCACACCCCGAACUGGCAGUUCUGGAGCAAAGGAGAUGAAAGUCAAGGGGGCGGAUGGUAAACCUGGAACGAAGAUCACCACACCCCGGGGAGCGGCCCCUCCAGGCCAGAAGGGCCUGGCCAACGCCACCCGGAUCCCAGCGAAAACCACGCCCACCCCGAAGACCCCGCCGGGCACUGGUGAAUCUGGGAAAUCUGGGGACCGCAGUGGCUACAGCAGCCCCGGCUCCCCAGGUACUCCGGGCAGCCGCUCCCGCACCCCUUCCCUGCCGACCCCACCCACCCGGGAGCCCAAGAAGGUGGCAGUGGUCCGCACUCCACCCAAGUCGCCGUCUGCAGCUAAGAGCCGCCUGCAGGCCGCCCCGGGGCCCAUGCCAGACCUGAAGAACGUCAAGUCCAAGAUCGGCUCCACGGAAAACCUGAAGCACCAGCCGGGAGGCGGGAAGGUGCAAAUAGUCUACAAACCAGUGGAUCUGAGCAAGGUGACCUCCAAGUGUGGCUCAUUAGGCAACAUCCAUCAUAAGCCAGGAGGUGGCCAGGUGGAAGUAAAGUCUGAGAAGCUGGACUUCAAGGAGAGAGUCCAGUCCAAGAUCGGGUCCCUGGAUAACAUCACCCACGUCCCUGGCGGAGGGCAUAAAAAGAUCGAAACCCACAAGCUGACCUUCCGCGAGAACGCCAAAGCCAAGACCGACCACGGGGCGGAGAUUGUGUACAAGUCGCCCGUGGUGUCGGGGGACACGUCCCCACGGCACCUCAGCAACGUCUCCUCCACCGGCAGCAUCGACAUGGUGGACUCACCGCAGCUGGCCACGCUCGCCGAUGAGGUGUCCGCCUCCCUGGCCAAGCAGGGUUUGUGAUCAGGCCCCCGGGCGGUCAGUAAUCGUGGAGACAAGAGAGUGAGAGAGUGUGGAAAAAAAAAGAAUAGUGAUCUGGCCCUUCGUCCUCUGCCCUCCCCCAGCUGCUCCUCACAGAUCGGUGAAUCACGUAACCUGCUUGUCGCUCACCUCUGGCUCGGGACUUCCAAAUCGGUCACGGGAACGAGAGCCAAGUUCAUCUUUCCAAAUUGAUGGGCGGGCCAAUCAUAAUAAAAUAUUUUUAAAAACCUUUAAAAGGAUGGCCCUACCCAGAAUUUCCUUGGGCAGUUACUUUCGAUUCUUUUUUUUUCCCCCCUCUGAGUGCAAGAGGGAGGAGGAGAGGCUCUGAAAGCUGCUUCUGGGGACUCUCAAGGGCCUGGGGGUGGGGGGCGCCCCACUCUGGGGGUGUCACAGAGGCAGCAGCGGCAACAAGGGACU
Physeter macrocephalus (sperm whale) is the source of this 2334-nucleotide messenger RNA. It is a transcript of the gene MAPT, whose product is annotated as microtubule associated protein tau. The transcript is spliced from 8 exons. The record is from RefSeq and is a predicted model, not a curated record. Gene Ontology annotation, biological process: neuron projection development; microtubule cytoskeleton organization. The coding region runs from base 103 to 1899 and encodes 598 amino acids. NCBI's taxonomy places the organism in Eukaryota, Metazoa, Chordata, Mammalia, Artiodactyla, Physeteridae. Gene Ontology annotation, molecular function: microtubule binding. Gene Ontology annotation, cellular component: neuron projection.